AUGUCUUCCAGCUUUGACGCAAAUGCGCCGGCAACGCUGCUUGAACUCGUGACCACGCUGCAAGUGGUCCUCGAUGCAAGCGCCGUCACCGCAACCAAGCGAUCCCAGAUUGCCAUUGUGGUGCUGACCGGGUUGAUGGGUAUCGCCUCUCCGCUCCUCUUCUACAGACUCUGGUGGACGGGGAAGCUGUGGUUCUUUCGUUUACAAAGAAGGUCCCAGGGAACAUACCUCGUGGCCCACCCUCUCACAGUCUUCUCUGCGCUUCUAUCAAUGACUGGAGUGCUCGUCCUCGGCUGCAUAAUCGUCAAGUACAAGUAUGCAGGCGCAUCGAUUACCCCCGAAGCCUUACCAGUGUACACCUCUGUCGUGCUGACCUCGUGGAUCCUGCUGCCGAUUGGGCCCCUUUACACCAUUCUCGGCACAAUCUGUGCCAUCCCUGAGUCCGACGCGGGAACUGCCUGGCAUCACAAGGUACGGCGAGUCCUUGGCGGUCCAAUGUCCAUGAACAUGCUCAAUACCCUGGCCCCGCUGGUUUGGAUUGUCAUCACUACCGCUUUUGCGGCUCAGACGACUGUGCACUUCCACAACGCCUACGAUGCCUCAAGAUCGCUACAGCGACAGCUGGCUCAGGGACUCGCCGCGACGGCGACGGCGGCGCAGAUGGCAACGGCUCACCGGGCAUGGGGCGACUUUAUGAAGGGCUUCGACUGUAUCCGCAUCGUUGCUAGCAUAUGGGCGGCCACAGUCUGCGGCCUUGUGAUCUCGGUCCUCGUUGUAGGCACCCGCAUCUGUUGCAUUCUAAGACGUCAGCUGCGACAAUUGGGGACUGCUUCUCAAAGUAAGCACACGCAGCAAAAGGCGGAAAAGGCGAGAUCUAUCCGCGAGUCGAUUAUCAUCCUCGGCAGCUUCUACGUCUUGCUGGCCUCGAGUGGUAUCAUUCUUCUCGUCGCCAUGGCUAUCACCGCUGCUCGGCUCGCCGGUCAAGACGUGAGCGAAGCGUUGAAUUCCUAUAGGCUCUUGCAACUCGUGUUCAUGUGGACGGUGGCAGUCAAUGGCACAGGUGUCAUAGGACUCUUCAGUGGCAGAGUCUUUACUGCCGUUUCCGUCGGCGCAAUCGACAAAGGACCCGUGACGGCUAGCAUGCUCCGACGACGACGAGCAGGCCCGGGUACCGAGACCGCUGACGCCACCGCUCAAGAAGAGAAGCGCGGCUGGGCAAAUACGGCACUCAAGCGGACGUCGGGCAUUCUGAAUACACCCAAAGUUGGCCGCGGGAAAGCUUCACCACCUUGCGUCUCGAUGACCACGUCAGGCAUUCAAGUGGAUGUAGAGGAGGAGAUGGUCCUAGACGAGGCGGACCUCGAUGCCAUCAGUGCCUACAAGAGGUCUGGCUCUUCCAGUGCCAAUUCGACACCCUUGUCACGCUUGACAAAACUUCCCAGCCAGUCGCCGAGCAUUACCAGUCCGCCUUUGGCAGCUCCGUUGGAGGAGGCACAAGAAGCGCUGCCUCCAUGGGAGCAGACAGCAACCUAG
Microstroma glucosiphilum is the source of this 1533-nucleotide messenger RNA. RefSeq lists its product as hypothetical. Lineage: Eukaryota; Fungi; Basidiomycota; Exobasidiomycetes; Microstromatales; Microstromataceae. The transcript has 3 exons. Bases 1 to 1533 code for a protein of 510 amino acids. The record is from RefSeq and is a predicted model, not a curated record.